This is a messenger RNA of Carassius auratus (goldfish), 3197 nucleotides long. RefSeq names its product retinal dehydrogenase 2-like. The record is from RefSeq and is a predicted model, not a curated record. Gene Ontology annotation, molecular function: oxidoreductase activity, acting on the aldehyde or oxo group of donors, NAD or NADP as acceptor. The transcript is spliced from 13 exons. Bases 51 to 1607 code for a protein of 518 amino acids. NCBI's taxonomy places the organism in Eukaryota, Metazoa, Chordata, Actinopteri, Cypriniformes, Cyprinidae.
UAAUCGCAAAUCGUCAGAAAAAAUCCCCGCCGGCAUCUUCAAGAGACGCAAUGACCUCCAGUAAAGUUGAGCUGCGUGGAGAGGUGAAGAACGACCCGGCUGCGCUCAUGGCAUCUCUUCAUCUGGUGCCCUCGCCGGUACCCAACCCUGAAAUCAAGUACACUAAGAUUUUUAUUAAUAACGAAUGGCAUGAUUCUGUGAGCGGUAAGGUCUUCAGCACAUACAACCCGGCCACAGGGGAGAAGAUCUGCGACGUCCAGGAAGCAGAUAAGGCUGAUGUGGACAAAGCUGUGCAGGCUGCGCGUUCGGCCUUCUCUCUGGGUUCAGUAUGGAGGAAGAUGGAUGCAUCUGAACGUGGAAAGCUGUUGUUCAAGCUCGCUGACCUGGUGGAGAGAGACAGUGCCUACCUUGCUACCCUGGAGUCUCUGGACACUGGGAAACCUUUCCUCUCCUCGUUCUUUGUGGACCUUCAGGGAACCAUUAAAACUUUUCGAUAUUUUGCUGGAUGGGCAGAUAAGAUCCACGGUUCCACGAUUCCGAUUGAUGGCGAAUAUUUCACUCUUACCAGACAUGAGCCCAUUGGAGUGUGUGGACAGAUCAUUCCUUGGAACUUCCCCCUGGUGAUGACAGCAUGGAAACUGGGGCCAGCGCUGAGCUGCGGGAACACUGUUGUCCUGAAACCUGCUGAGGAGACCCCUCUCACUUGCCUCUACAUCGCUGCUCUGGUUAAAGAGGCUGGGUUUCCACCGGGAGUCGUCAAUAUUUUGCCAGGCUACGGGCCAACCGCUGGAGCCGCGAUCGCUUCACACAUGGGCAUAGAUAAAGUGGCGUUCACAGGAUCGACUGAGGUAGGCAAGCUGAUCCAAGAAGCAGCAGGAAAGAGCAAUCUGAAGAGAGUCACGCUAGAGCUCGGGGGAAAGAGUCCCAACAUCAUUUUUGCAGAUGCUGAUUUUGAGCUGGCAGUCGAACAGGCCCAUCAGGGUGUUUUCUUCAAUAAUGGUCAAUGCUGCACUGCUGGUUCCCGUAUCUUCGUGGAGGAGCCCAUUUAUGAUGAGUUUGUGCGAAGGAGUGUUGAGAGAGCGCAGAGAAGGACAUUGGGCAGUCCGUUUGACCCAACCGCUGAGCAGGGACCUCAGGUGAGUGCGGAGCAGCGCAGUCGUGUCCUGGAGCUGAUUCAGAGCGGCAUCACUGAGGGAGCUAAACUGGAGUGUGGCGGCAAAGCUCCCCCUUCUAAAGGCUUCUUUCUGGAGCCCACAGUCUUUUCUGAUGUACAGGACCACAUGCGCAUUGCCAAGGAAGAGAUAUUUGGGCCAGUUCAGCAGAUCAUGAAGUUUAAAACCAUUGAAGAAGUGAUUGAGAGAGCUAACAACACAGAAUAUGGUCUGGCAGCAGCGGUCUUCACCACAGACCUCAACAAAGCCAUGACGGUCUCUACAGCUCUGCAGGCCGGCACUGUGUGGAUCAACUGUUAUAAUGCCCUGAGCUGCCAGUGUCCUUUUGGAGGAUUUAAAAUGUCCGGGAAUGGUCGUGAAUUGGGUGAGAUCGGACUGAAAGAGUAUACAGAGGUGAAAACCAUUACAAUGCAGAUGUCAGGGAAGAAAUCCUAAAGCACAAAAAUGUACGUUCCUGACAGCGGGAAGUCUUCCUCUGAGGUUAACCACUAGCCAUUAUCCUUUGGUUGUCUAUAGUGGUAAAACACCACACACAGUAACCACCCAACACUUCUGCAUUGGAGCACCUCUCCUCCUGCAUCCUCAUAGGCUGUUAUCAUUCAUCUCCAUCCCACGUCCACUAGCAGCUCCACAUCCACCGCCACAAUUAACUGCCUACACCCAUUCCAGCUGUGACCUCCUGUCGCCGGCUCCACUAACCAUACUAAAGCACUCGGAGUCAUGGUGAAAGAGGGCUAGGCUUUUGACCACUGCACCAGCAAUGUGCAGACACUAACAGACUACGACCACUCUCUCUGAGACCACAUGGCCCACGGAGGUCUGUUGUGUCUGAGGGGUGCCAUUCUCAAACCUCAUAAUUAACUUGCCUUUCCACUGGGUACAAAUCUAGUAGGCAUAUUAGAUUUUACUAAGACCACUGAAGCGCUCUGUCUCAGAAAGAAAAAAAAGCUGUUUUCUUUGUAUUAAAUCUUAAAUGUAUGUAAUUGCUUUGUAUUUUUAUUUUUCAUUUCAUUGUUUGAUUGUUUUACUUUGUAUAAAUGUGUCAAUGUCUUGACCAACGUAAACAAAAAUGAUUUACCUCAAAAAGAAAAAAAAUAUAUCUUUGGUGUGUAAUUUUGGACAAAUGGUUCUACAUUGAUGCCCAUUUAUUGUUAGGUGAAUAUAGAAGUUCAAGUAUAGAGUCAUUUCUUCAUUAAAAUGUUUUACUGAAGGUGAUUUUCUGGUUGUCUUGUUACAGAUUUAUGACUGGAAAGUUAUGACUGAGAAAAAGAAAUCAUUAGUAAAAAGUAAAAAGUUCCCUGAACAGAGAUCCUUUGCUAGAUGGAUUUCUGCUUCAGUUGUUGCAUUUUCCAUAUGACUCUGAGUAUUCAGAUUUAUGUCAAACAGGGUGAGAACAGAGUGAGUCGGAGAUUGUUUGGUAAGAGUUCUUCAGAUAUGAGCAAUCGAAGUUAUAGAAGUUGCAUUCCCAAAGACAAACAGACACAAUGGAUUUUCCCAGCAGCAUCUUUAGUCAGAACAAUACACUUGAGGAAAAGACUUUGCUACUUUACACAACACUGGUCAGGAUCUGGAAGAGCAGAGAAGGACAGCACCGAGCUUUGAACUAGACCACAGAAAGACCACUACAGUGAUUGUUGGCCUUCCUGUGGAUCACCUGGAAAUUAUUCUGAACCAUUUCCUUAUGCGCUAGUAUGUGACAACAACUGAAGAACAAAAGUGGUUUGUUUCACCUCAAAAGAAAGUGUUGCAUGUUUUCAAGUGCGAACCAAUCAACACAGGAAAGUGUUGAAAGGUUGCAGGCGAAAGGCCUUAGAAGGAUUGUUUAAUCCAUUUGACGUUGUUGCACAAUGGUGUCAUCGACCCUUCCCUCCUUAGGAGUCUGUUUAACAGUAUUUAUAAUUCUCUGGAGUCUCAUAUGAUUACAGUGUACCAAGUUCACACCGAUAUUUCUACAUGACAGUAGUGUACAAUUGCUGGUUAUAUGUUAGAAAAACACAAUAAAUCAAUAAAUGGCAUUAUUACUGA